Messenger RNA from Paramecium tetraurelia, 504 nucleotides. RefSeq lists its product as uncharacterized. The record is from RefSeq and is a predicted model, not a curated record. The transcript has 2 exons. NCBI's taxonomy places the organism in Eukaryota, Ciliophora, Oligohymenophorea, Peniculida, Parameciidae.
AUGAUUUGCAGGCCAAGAAUAAUGAAGGAACAAAACGACCUGUAGAAGUUGAAUGACCCUACGAUGAUCAUUCAAAUCAAUGAGACUGACAUCCUAAUUUGGCAUGUCUAUCUACAUGGCCCUUAAGACUCUCCAUUUGAGGAUGGAAUCUUUAAGAUCAAAGUUUCUAUCCCAUCCAAUUAUCCAAUCAGUGCCCCCACACUUCAUUUUCAGACAAGAAUAUUUCACCCUAAUGUACAUAUGGACACUGGUGAAGUAUGUCUAGAAGUGCUUUCGUAAAAAUGGGAGCCUCGUUGGACAAUCGAAAGUGUCUUACGAGCUGUUAGACUAAUGCUCCAAGAACCCAAUCCUUAUAGUCCAUUGAAUUGUGAUGCUGCUAAUCUACUCAAAGCUAAUGAUUUAAUCGGAUACAAAUCUAUAGCUUAAUACUACACUUCGAAAUAUGCUAUCGAUAAGCAUGAAUACAUGAAUAAAGUGAAUGUUAAAGACAAGAAAACUUAAUGA